This is a messenger RNA of Perca fluviatilis (European perch), 2562 nucleotides long. RefSeq names its product nucleic acid binding protein 1a (gene nabp1a). The record is from RefSeq and is a predicted model, not a curated record. Lineage: Eukaryota; Metazoa; Chordata; Actinopteri; Perciformes; Percidae. The coding region runs from base 968 to 1627 and encodes 219 amino acids. Gene Ontology annotation, cellular component: SOSS complex. Gene Ontology annotation, biological process: mitotic cell cycle checkpoint signaling; double-strand break repair via homologous recombination; response to ionizing radiation. Gene Ontology annotation, molecular function: DNA binding. The transcript is spliced from 6 exons.
CUGACGUAUUUUUUGGGGGCAUUGUUGAAGCAGGGGAAUGCAUGUAACUGUUAGUGAACAGCUUGUAUAUAUUUUAGACAGCGUUUUGGGGCCUAAGUGCUGUUAAGGCAUAUCUAACACGGGUAUUUGACAUAAGGCUUUUCGAACAACUUCAACGUUAUAGGGCGCCUUAGUUAGAUGUAGACUCAUGACAAAGAAUUUGGCCAGACUGCGCGCUAGCAAAGCUAACAGUUCCUUAGGAAGAGGCACACAAAGGAAAUGCGGUCGAUUUGAAAGUAUUAACGUAAACUAAAUGGUCAAGGGAGAUAACUUAUCUACAACUACUUUGCAACACAAUAACGUUAUAUCUCAAGCUAUGGUGUAACCUGCAGGCAGUAGAGAAUUUUGUUAAAAACUAACCCCGACACAUCUUUCAUCUACCUAGCUAGCUAGCUAACGUUAACUCGCGAGCGUUGGCUGACGUUAUGUGAAGAACUGCCGUAAUGGCGACAACAUUACUCGUAAAAAGAGUGCACAUUGACUUUUAUCCUAAAACUAAAAGAAGGCAGCUAGCAAACUAGCCUGUAGUACGAGCUACCUAACGUUUAGUCAAGUGUUCCUUAGCAAAGCUACUCCGCUAGCAAAUGUGCUAGUGUAGUUUCUGUUUCGAAGAGGGCAGUUAACUGUUCGUUUCAGAUCUUUCUUCCAGUGUCAGUGUUUGUUGUAUUUGACUUGAAUAUAGUCGACUAGCUAGUUACCUUAGAUGCCUUUUUGUCUAUAAGCAGUUACGAUAACGUUCGCUAGUAUUUGAAGUAGGAAUAAGUUAGCAUUGACUAACCGGCUAAUUAGCUAGCUGAGCUAACGCUGUACGACUGUAGCUAACGUUACCCACUACAAAGUAACGACAGCCAGUAGCACCGCUGCUGCCACCACUGGAUUUAAGUGACAGCAAGGGGACGAACAGUAGUUAUUUCUCUUCGAGACAACAAUGGCAACCGCAACAGGCGAGGCCCUGUUUUUAUUAAAGGAUGUGAAGCCUGGGUCGAAAAAUCUGAAUAUCGUAUUCAUCGUGUUGGAAAUAGGACGAGUAACCAAAACGAAAGAUGGUCAUGAGGUUCGCUCGUGCAAGGUGGCAGACAAGAGCGGGAGCAUUGCCAUCUCUGUUUGGGACGAGCUCGGCAGCCUUAUUCAGCCAGGGGACAUCAUCAAGUUGACUAGAGGCUAUGCAUCCAUAUGGAAAGGCUGCCUGACCCUGUACACUGGAAGAGGAGGGGAUCUACAGAAGAUUGGAGAGUUCUGCAUGGUGUAUUCAGAAGUGCCCAACUUUAGUGAACCAAACCCAGAGCUGCAAACCCAAAACAACCAGCAAAACAAGUCUGGUAAACCAGACCAGAAUCAGAGGGGAAACUCUCCGCCCAAUCAGAAUUCAGGUACACCUGCCCCACCAGGUAAUGGUUCCAUGCCACCGUUUAACAACAACCCACCACCUGGGGCACCCCGUGACACUGCAUUCGGGAGCGUUGGGCGACCCAACGGCCGGUCACCUGGCAAUGGAGCACCUCCAGUUACUGCUGCAGGACCCCAAACAUCCUCAAAGUCUUCAGUUACCAUUAGCAAUGGCAGGGACCCAAGGCGUGCCAAAAGAUGAAAUUGGGGUUUGGGGGGGCUCAUGUGGGAAUACUAUGGACAUCCCCAUUUCCCCCUGCUCCCCUUUUUUUCUUUUUUUUUCUUUUUUAAAAAUGCAUUUCUGCCCCUUCCCAUCACAGCCUAUAUUGACUUUCAAAAUAUUGUAUUAAAUUAUGGACUGCUUGCAUAAUUUUUUUUUUUUAUACAGGCUAACCUAGUCUGUAUAGUUUUGUCAUGCGUAGUGCAAGUAGCGCUCUCAGUAAGCAGUGUGAUUGUGACCUACCACUUAAUGCGCUAGUGGGACUUGUAUAGUCGAUGGUUGAGUUGUGGUCAGCCUUUUCUUGUCUACACCCCCGUCUUCUAAAUCUUACUGCAAAUUGCCAGUUCUGUGCCAGUGUUUCCUUCCCUGUUACGUUCUUUCAAACUAUACACCCUACUUGAACACUUGAUGCACUUUCUUCUCUUAAUUUAUGUCGGGGCAAACUUGGCUGCCAUUUAAAUCAGGAAAUCUGUUUCUGCUUUUUAGUGGAAACGGCCUUAAGUUGGUGAAAAUGGACUGAAUGCACAAGCAAAAUUUCUUCAAAAGGGUCUUUGCUCUCUUAACCGAACUGUAUCUGAAGUGACUCUGUGAAAGGUGUUAGUUUAGAAUUUUUAAUAGGUAGGUAGAUUGAUAUUAAACAGUUUUUUCAUUGAAUAAGGUUUUUUUUAUUUUAUUUUUUUGUUCGCCAUCAACUGUACCUUGAUCAAGGUGGGACCACUUAAAUGCUGGCAAAGCAGUGCACAGAAUAAAUUUUACAGUAAUUCUGCUGCCACGUGUGGUCUGACAGUCAAACACAGGUUACGGUUAAUGUCAAGUUUGUUACACUGCACUUAAGGUAUAGAACGUCUUUAGUAAUAUUGCUAUGACAAAUUGUGACUGUUGACGUGCAAGGACCUUGAGUAAAGAUUUUUAUUUGG